AAAAAUUACGCGACAGCUUAUUUCCCUCUUUCCUUUUCCCUCGUCAUUUUUCACUCUCCCUCCAUUUCAUUUCACAAAACCAAAACCCUAAUUCCUAAUCCGUGAAUCCCUUUUUCCCUAUUUCGUGAACCAAAUGAGGAGAGUCUGGAUCAAGAAACAAUUAACUCUAUCCUUUGUUCUAACAAAGGCGUUCUCCAUGUUUUUCACUAAGCCAAAGGCUCCGCCGCGCCGGAAAUUGCCUCUGGCAGUGGCGAAGGUCAAAACCUCCAAAUAAACAUAUCAAAUUGCUCGCCUUGACUCAUCUUCCACAAUCUAAAAUCUUCUUCCUCUGAUUUUUAACCAAAUUCUCAAACCGAAUCGAAAUACCUAUGAACCCUAAUUCACGAAUUCAAAAUUAAACAUUGUGAUGAAGGAAUCAAAGCCUACAGUGUUAGGACUUUGAUUCCUCAGGUUCGAGGCUACAUGACUGCAACUUGAAUCAAGGAAAAAUGGAAGAAGAACGAAGAAAUACUACCUACGAGGAUGAGAAGUUCCCCGGUCUUGUAGGGAUUGAUGAAGAUGAGGAUGAACAAAGAACAAGCUCCACUCAGGUAACUCUGAAUCUAUUGCUCCUUAUUCUCUCUGAUUCUUUAUUUUUCUUCUCCAAUCUCUUUAGCCUAUAGGUUCUGACUAUCCUUGUUUUGUGGUUGUUGUUCUUGUGAUGUGUAUGAGAGAUACAGAGAGUUGAGAAUUUAAUGAGAGUUGAGAAUUUGAUGAGAGUGAGAGAAUUUGUGAUGAGCGAUUGGUGAUGAUUGAAAAAUGAUUAUGUGUAAAAAAAUGAUUGAAUGAUGAUUCUGCAGUGACCGGAAAUGAUUCCAUCCCUUAAAUGAUUGAUGAUGAUGUUGAUUUAUAGAGUGAGAGCGGUAAUAGUGUUUUUCUAGUAGUGUAAGUGAAGAAGAAGAAAAUGGAAAAGCAGAGAAAAAAGAUGAAUCAUCACCGAAGAUACUUUGCCUAGCGGAAGGGUUAUGGGAAGAUGCUGUUUUAAUAUCGCCGUUCUUCUUCUGGGGCACUGCCAUGGUGGCGAUGAAAGAAGUGCUUCCUAAAUACAGUCCUUUCUUCGUUUCGUCUUUUCGUCUCAUUCCAGCUGGGUUCCUUCUCGUUGCUUUUGCUGCUUCCAGAGGAAGGCCUUUUCCCUCUGGCUUUAAUGCUUGGCUUUCCAUUUCGCUCUUUGCUCUCAUAGAUGCUGCCUGCUUUCAGGGAUUUCUCGCAGAAGGGUUGGAGAAGACUUCAGCUGGUUUGGGCAGUGUUAUUAUUGAUUCACAACCUUUGACAGUGGCUGUACUUGCAGCUUUGUUGUUUGGUGAGUCCAUUGGAAUUAUUGGAGCUGCUGGGCUUGUACUUGGUGUCGUAGGACUUGUGUUACUGGAGUUACCUGCCUUAUCAUUUGAUGGGAGCGUCUUCUCACUGUGGGGAAGUGGGGAGUUGUGGAUGCUUCUUGCAGCUCAGAGCAUGGCAGUUGGCACUGUUAUGGUUCGUUGGGUAUCCAAGUACUCUGAUCCUAUCAUGGCAACUGGAUGGGUGCGCUUCAAAUCUCAUUUUAACUCGAUUUUGUUGACAAUUUUAUGUUAUGAAACUUAACUUAAUGAUUACUAUUCCUUUUUUCAAAUUCAAAAGUAACAUACAUUUAUUCAGAUGUACAGUAUUAAUAGCUAUUUUUUCGUUAUAUUUAUUUUUGUGCUGUUUGGACAUGUCAUCAAGCCUCUUUGUAUUACAGUUUCAAACCAGAAAAGAUAUCAAAUUAACAUAAGUGUGAAUUUGGAUA
Messenger RNA from Lathyrus oleraceus (garden pea), 1801 nucleotides. Its product is annotated as WAT1-related protein At3g02690, chloroplastic. Bases 1054 to 1617 code for a protein of 187 amino acids. The record is from RefSeq and is a predicted model, not a curated record. NCBI's taxonomy places the organism in Eukaryota, Viridiplantae, Streptophyta, Magnoliopsida, Fabales, Fabaceae. Gene Ontology annotation, cellular component: membrane; chloroplast. The transcript has 4 exons.